This is a messenger RNA of Sungouiella intermedia, 4272 nucleotides long. The record is from the annotation of a GenBank genome assembly. Lineage: Eukaryota; Fungi; Ascomycota; Pichiomycetes; Serinales; Metschnikowiaceae.
AUGGAGAGAGAGAAAGCCAAACUAAGACAACAGAUUCUUGCGGGAGAGAACGACAUCAACACAUUGAGCGGGUUUGCCGCCAGUGGAAAGGGUCAGAUACCCAAUCACACUCUUCCUCCGCACCUCCAGAUGGGUACAAAUGGAUACUCAAAUGGUCCAUAUGGUGCUAAUACUCAGCAAUACGACAAUCAUGAUCUUCUCACACCCGUGAACGCACCGGGAGGAUAUUCCGGUACGCCUCUGGGAAAAGCAUCAAUAACAUCUACGUCCAGUAGGUCGAUGCAACGAUUUUUCCGGCGCAAGGGUGGUGAUUCAGUUGCAUUCGAUGAUGAGAAUGGUGCUGACAUUUCUGACGUAGCAGCCGAUGUCUCUUUUGCCGAUAUAGCACACAUUCGAGGUAAUGGACGCUAUAACACUUCUUCCAUGGCCCAGUCCUUGGAUACUUUACCGAUCAUUCCGGUUCUUGGGUCCAUGAGCGGUGCAACCAGCACAAAGAAUUUAAACAACAUCCAAUACAGAAAGUACAUGAAUCAGCAGAAGAAGAUGAAUUUGGCCAACAGCGCACGUGCUAUGUCACUUGCUGGCAGCAAUCAGGCACAUCUGAUGGUCAGUGAUCCAAGGGCCAUGUCGUUUGGUGGUCCCCAAGAUGGAAGGACUAUGUCGUUUGGACCUCAAAAUGGCAGAGCACAAUCUCUCGGUGGCCAGAUGAACCAGAUGCCUAACGGUCCACGUGCAAUGUCUCUCAAUUCAAAUAUAAUGUUGCGUAAUCAGGGUCCGGGUCCAGGUCAGGGUCCAGGUCAGGGUCCCAUGUACAGACGGGGCCCAGGUAUGAACAUGGGCCAAAUGAAUCCUAACGGCAAUCCAAACUUUGGUCCCAACCCGGGCCAAAUGAAUCCUAACGGCAAUCCAAACUUUGGUCCCAACCCGGGCCAAAUGAUGAAUUCUAUGUACAACCAGAUUAACGUGGGCCAGGCUGGAAAUCGGAUUCCCGGGGUUCCUCACAACCAACAGUUUAGAGGUAAUUUACCUAACAACCGCAAUAACUCAUUGGGAGGUAUGCCUGGUGGAAUGCCUGGUCAACAUGGCCAAUCAACAGGAUAUCCUGGACAAAUGGGACAAAUGGGUCAACAAGGAGGUUACCCGGGCUAUUCCCAGAUGAACCCUAGAACCCAAUCACUUACGCAAAGCGGUGCAUAUCCUCCAAUGGGACAGAGAGCGCAGUCACUCACCCAAGGUGGUGCUUAUCCUCCAAUACAGAAAAAGAUGGGCGUACGUCCAAUUGGACAACAAUCGAACGACGCUUACCAACAGAACCCCGAGUAUCAGCUUCAUCACGACAGUCUCGAACAUCUCCACCUCCGCCCUCCUCAGCAAAGCAGCAGCUCGAACUCUAACACCAAUUCCAAAGAUUCAUUAAUGGGCGUGGUGGAAGAAGACGAAGAAAAGGAAGAAUUGAAUUUAAAUGAGGAGGUUGAACAACAGGGCCACAAUGACCAGUCUUUACCUUUAGCUGAUGACACGUUGAACGAAGAUGGUGCGAAUGAUGAAGAUGUUGUCUACAAGUUUGAGAAUGACCCCAAUAGCCCUCAGUUGUCUAGAAAAUCCACCAUCAAGAAGUCCAACUCCAUGAGAGUUCGGCGUUUGGAUUUGUUCAAGUCAUCGACACCAGCCACUACUGAAGAGCCUACUGCAGACAUCGAAAGGAAUGACCCUUCUUUUGGUUUGGAUAAGAUCGGCGACAGAACAUCAAAGAAGCUGGCAGUCGAUGAAAAUGACGAGGAAGUCAAUCAGCAUAUUGCAUCACAGGCAACUAAGUUCAAAGCUUUGGGAGCCUCUUCAGAAGAUAAGGAUCAAUUUGUUACAGCACCUGAAUUCCGUUCUCCGCGCAAGAAGCCGCCUCCUCCAAUAGAUAGCUUCGAAGUUAAGAACGAGGCCUUUGGGAAAAAAGAGAAGAUCGAAAAAUCCUUGCCAGAUAUUCCAUCAGAAGAAUCCGCACCACCAUCUCCCAAUAUUCUGAUGAUCUCACAACCAAGAUCGAAGUUUGCCAAAGAAUCUUAUCAUUUGCACGAACGCCAUGCAUCCAAGGAUAGUAUUGACUCAAAGAAGAGACCUAUCCGCUUGAGAAGUUUGGUAGCAAACACCGCAUUCAGCAAUUUCAGAUCUCCCUCUAUGAGCUCUCAAAGCAAGUUCGAGCUGGAUUCUAGACCCAGCAGCGAAACCGAACAACCAAAUCUAGAGAAAACCUUCAACAAAUUUGACGAGCCUCACGUAGAGGACUUUGGACAGCCAGAUGACCUCUCUGAUCGAUCGCAUACUGCUCUUCAGAACUCAAUUGAGGAUAAUCGAGGUGAAAAAGAAUACAAGGAACCAUUCUCCGAUGAACAUGUCCUGUCAAAAACUGAACAAUAUUUACAGCAUAGCAGCACAACUCCUGAUGAGUUUGUACAAUCAACAGAAACGAAUUUGAAUGACUUAAAGCAACCGGACUUGAUGACCUCAUUCGCUCCUCCGCAUGUUGAAAAGAACUAUAGUGAAACAGAGAGCCAAAGUUCUGUGUAUUCCACGGAUACUCCUCAGGAAGCUCGUUGUGCUGAUCUGGUAUCUCCUUCUUCGGAGCAACAUUCACAUAAUCUCGAACCCACCAAGAUUGGUUUAUCUAAAGAUGACCUCAAUAAAUCCAAGGCUGAACUGGAAUCAAUACCAAGACUAGCCCCUAACACAAUGUUAGAUACAAUUCACAAUGAUGGCAGUGCUGGAUUGUUGCCAGAGAGACUCAUGGGACAGGAGAGGACUCUCGAGACUCUCGAAGAGAAAAACAGUCCAGUAAGAGAAUUUGCAAAUAGUCACGGCAGACAACUGAGUAUGAGCAAGAGUCGCGACGAUCCUGAUGCUCUAAAUAGCAGCGAGUUCGCUGACCAUGUGUCUCAUACGGGAUCAAGCAGGGCAACCUCUGAUACUCGAGUGGAUGUCACUCCAGGACGGACUUUUGAGAAUCGCAAUUCAAUCGACCGUUCAAUCAGGUUGACUGAUGGAAUGAAGACUCCCGAGAAUCUCUCAAGAAGACCCCUGAGAAACCUCCCAGAGGACUGUCUCACGCCAUUGAUACAGAAAAGAACUUCUGCAAUUUCCAGAUCAAACUCGGAGUUGAAAAUGCAGGGCCUUCUUCCCUCCAGUGGUUUGUUAAAGGGGGGAGAAUUGGAAUCUUCUCACGGUUCUGUCGUGGAUCAACAGGACUCUAAGCGCAAGUCGAGAACUUCAUCGAUUUCUACGAAAUCCAAGAGUUUCAUCAAGAGAUUAUCUAGAUCAAGUUCCAAGAAGGCAUUUGGAGAGGAUGGUUCCUACGACGAACCAAGUCCAUCUUUUGGCUCCAGAGUUGCAUCGAAUUCAUCUCUUAAAGAGCCCAGAAAGCCACUAGUAUUUACAAAGGAGGAAUUGGCGAUAAUGACGACUAAUAAUGAUUUGCAGAACGAAUUGCAAAUUGUUACAAGUGAGCUUGCAAUGUCGAUCAAGAGAGAACUUGCCUUGGAGAAGCAUUUGAGAAAUGGACAGUAUGGAAUCGACGCUUCAGACAGUCAAACAUACGAAGAAGAAUCUACCGAGAAGGCCUCGAUCAUCGCAGAUCUUCUGGAAAAAUUGAAUAAUGAAAGAAGACUUCGUUUCAUCAGCGAGGAACACGCCAUCCUCUCCGAGCACGGCCAAACACCUAGUGCAUUGAAGCUUGAUUACGAGAAGAAUGAAAUUUACAAACAACUUCUCGCUAAAAACGAUAUGGUGAAUCAGCUUCAGGACAGAUUGGACGAAAUAGAAAAUUCAGGGACCUCGGAUAGUGGGCAGGGAAUGUUGCACAAGUAUAACGAUCUCUUAAGAGAGAACUCUGAAUUGAGGUAUAGGUUGGAGAAUGCUCUAGCAAGUUCUGAACAUCACGAUGCGUCGGAUAUGUCAUUCACUCAUGGUGAUAGCAGCAACGAAUACGAUCAAGCACAGAUAAUUUCCUUGCGUACCCAAAGAGACGAGUUGCGGGAGAUGCUCACCAAGUUGACAUCGUCGCAGAACAUGGAGUUAAAAAUUGCCCAGGAUAGGAUCAAAAUAUUAGAGGACAAGCUCCAGAAGGUCAACAUGAUCAACGAUAAGUUGAGUAGACGGCUUGACAGAGGUAGUGAUCAUGGCCAGAGCAACGAAUACUCACGCGAUGCGAUGUUCACGAGUGGACAAGGAGGUAAGCUUCUGGGGUUUGAUAUUGUGUCUCCUCGGAAAAAAUUUUAUGACGAGUAA